CAUGUGUAGAGAUGAAUGUCAAACAUUCAGAGGAGAUGGAUGACAGCAGGUGUUUGAAAGUUCUCCUCCAAGGCGUCGAAAGCGUGCAAGAAGGAAGAGCCUCGUGACCAACUUCACGAAAAAUAAAAGCUUCAAAAUGACAGAAAGUGUCAGAAUGGCCCCACAGACUGUGAAGUCCAUGGCUUUCCAUUCCCAAAAGGAGAUGUUUGAGAAAAUGGAGGAGUCUUUUAAAGUGUGCGCGCAAUGUGAGAAGAGCUCAGAUCAUCUGCCGAACCCUCAAAACCUAAAACGCUGUUCCAGAUGUUUGAAUGUUUAUUACUGCUGCAAGGAGUGUCAAAAGGGCAACUGGCUCAUACAUAAGAAGUUCUGCUCACAGUUGCGCCUGGCUGCCAUCGACAGAGUGGUGGAAUGGCUUGUGUUCAAAGGAGAUCUUCCCUUCCCAACCGACAAUUGGACAAAACCCGAGUCCGAGAUAAACAACUGGGAUGACUGGCUCGCCAUGCAGGGUGAUCUGACUACUCCCCUCCAUCCCAUUUUGACCGGAGCGAACAUGAAAGCCUUAUGGGGCGACGCAGGUAGGCCUCGACCUGAGGAUGAAGACCUGAAGCAGUCCCUGUGGAGAGUCUGCAGCGAGUUCUUCUCCAGGCCUCUCACCAUCGCCUGGGGGAUGAGGCUGUUCGGCCUGAACCCUUAUUCCAAACCUCUCACCAUCCACCUGGUGGGAGUCGGCCAGAACGAGACUCUAGGAGCGAACUUGACAGACUAUGACGAGCUCAACAAGAUGUUCCCUGGACACCAGGGGAUAGAAAUAGUCAUGGUGGGACCGGAGAUGAUAGAAGGGCCCAUCGUGAGGCCUCCACUCAGAGCCUUUGGACCAAAGCAGAGGGUCUACAUCAGUGCCUACAAAGGCCUCUACCAUCACUUCUGGGAGGAAAUGGUGGAGAAAGAGGAAGCAGCCAAGCCAGACUUGGUGGUCGGGUUUCAUCCUGGAUUUGAUGCCAGUCAGGAUUUGGAGCAGGGUUGGCUUCCAACACUUCUACUUCUGAGGGAUUAUGAGAUUUCCUCUAUGUUCACAGCUCUGAGUGAGGCAGAAAUGACCUACUCGCUGCAGAUCCUGCUGGAAUUGGAGAUGCACAUGAAAGGAAGUGGAGCCAACCCCUUUGCGUCACUCAAACCAGAAAUGGUGGGCCCAUGUCCCAACAAGCCACCCGUAUACUGGAACUCGCACUACUUUUGUUUUCGAGGUCUACUAGAGACUGCUCAGUUUGAGGAACCAGAUGAGGCCUAAGGGCCUCAGCUCUGUCUAUGCCGUUCCGUACGAUUAACUUAAACAAAUUGAGUAUUAUUGAUUGUCUUUGUCUGUUGUUCAAAAACAUGAAAUUCUUCAGUUGUAACUAAUUAACUGUUUGAUUGAUUAAAUUAUUAAUUGAUUGACAAAUAGUCAGAAAUAAUAAACCACCAUGAUGACCUGCUUUCAAAUAUACAACAGAAAUAAUUCAUUAAUCAUAUUCCAUAAAUUAUAUUAAAUACACCAUCUAAUAUUUUGGUGCAGCGUAGCUUUUUGCAUUCGACUGAAUAAAAAAUAAAAUGGAAAACGUGGAGGACUGAAUGAAGACUAGUGUUAGUUUCUAGACGGAUUUAUUUUAUUAUGGCCCCUGUUAGCGCUGAUUCUGUGGUUGGUGACAACUAUAUUUCAAUACGAUGUGACGACACAAAUAAUCAAUAAAACUCAUAGGUUUUAUAUGGCA
Molecule: messenger RNA, 1748 nt
Organism: Syngnathus acus (greater pipefish)
Lineage: Eukaryota; Metazoa; Chordata; Actinopteri; Syngnathiformes; Syngnathidae
Product: putative protein MSS51 homolog, mitochondrial
Exons: 6
Coding region: 137-1288 (383 amino acids)
Source: RefSeq, a predicted model, not a curated record